CCCUCGUUGUUGUGGCUCGCUGGUGUUUGGGAGGACUGGAAGUCAGGUGGUGGCGGAGACUGAGCAGACAGAUCUCCCACGUGUUGAACGGAGACGGACGCUGGCUGGGGCGGUUGGUUUGAGGUGUCACGUUCUUACCGGGUACCUGGGCCGCCUUUUCCUCACCCCGGGGUCACUGAGCCGCCAGUGGAGACAGUUAGGUUUUUCAAAAGCAUUCUAUAGUGCCUUCAAAACAAUGGAUUCUGUUGAAAUGGCUGCAAUUUCCUUGAAGCGUCCUCUUUCAACUGAGGACCUCAUUGCAGAUGAAUCAAAGAAACCAAGACUGUCAGAAAGCUCCUUUAUUGAACAAUCUGUAAAUGAACUUCAGGAGGCUGUAGUACAAUCUGAAAAAGCCAUAGAAAAAGAGCAUGCUACCAAAGUGCUAACGCAAAAAAAUGAGGAUGAGGAAAGCGAGGGUGAAAAUGAGCUGCUGGUGGAGGAGUCUGAAGAUGGCGAUCCUGAAAGCUUUGCUGAUAUGAUGAAACAUGGAUUGACUGAACUUGACGUUGGCAUCACUAAAUUUGUGAGCUCACACAAAGGCUUUUCUGGUAUCUUAAAGGAGAGGUAUUCUGACUUUGUUGUCCAUGAAAUAGGAAAGGAUGGAAAGAUCAUAUAUCUAAAUGACUUGUCAGUCCCAGCAGAUGUUGAGGAUCCAAAAGAGGAGAUAUUCACUGUUCUUUCAGCUGAAGACAAGAAGCGUUUAGAAGAUCUUCAGCUCUAUAAAAAUAAGGAAGCCGAUGUUGCCAUUGAGGUAAUUGAUGACACCAAAGAAAAGAGGACAAUCAUUCAUCAAGCUGUGAAAGGCUUGUUUCCUGGACUUGAAACUAAAACAGAAGAUCGCGAUGGAAAGAAGUAUAUCAUAGCCUACCAUGCAGCUGGCAAAAAAGCUUUAGCAAAUCCACGUAAGCAUUCAUGGCCAAAAUCUCGUGGUAGCUUUUGCCAUUUUGUGCUUUAUAAAGAAAACAAAGACACAAUGGAAGCUAUUAAUGUGCUCUCCAAGUUUUUAAGAGUUAAGCCUAAUAUAUUUUCUUAUAUGGGGACCAAAGAUAAAAGAGCUAUCACUGUCCAGGCAAUUGCUGUUCUUAAAAUAACUGCACAGAGACUGUUCCAUUUAAAUAAGUGUUUAAUGAAUUUCAAGUUGGGAAAUUUCACAUACCAGAAGCAUCCGCUCAAAUUGGGUGAACUUCAAGGAAAUCAUUUCACAAUCAUUUUAAGAAAUAUGACUGGAACAGUUGAACAGGUAGAGCAAGCCAUGACCUCACUCAAGAAUAUUGGCUUCAUAAAUUAUUAUGGCAUGCAGCGUUUUGGUACAACUGCUGUUCCAACUUACCAAGUUGGAAGAGCUAUUCUUCAAAACAACUGGGAAGAAAUGAUAGACCUUAUUUUAAAGCCAAGACCAGGAGCUGAAAAGGGAUACUUGGUUCAGUGCAGACAAGAGUGGGCAAAUACAAGGGACCCAGAAGCUGCACUCAGAAAAUUGCCAGUCAAGCGUUGUGUGGAAGGUCAACUGUUACGUGGGCUGUCCCAAUAUGGUCUGAAGAACAUUGUGACUGCUUUUGGCAUAAUUCCUAGGAACAACCGAUUGAUGUAUAUCCACAGUUAUCAAAGCUAUGUCUGGAAUAACAUGGUGAGCAGAAGAAUUGAGGAGUAUGGACUAAAAGUUGUACCGGGUGACCUUGUACUAAAAGGAGCAACUGCAGUAGUUUUAGAAGAAAAUGACAUUGAAGGCUACAGCAUUCAUGAUAUUGUGAUGCCACUGCCAGGCUUUGAUGUAAUCUACCCAAAGCACAAACUUGCUGCAGCUUAUGAAGAAAUGCUUGCCGCUGAUAAACUUGACAUUAAGAACAUGAGGCAUAAAAUUAAAGAUUACUCUCUAGCUGGAGCUUACCGAAAAGUUCUGUUACGUCCUCAAGAUGUCAGCUGGGAAAUUGUUUCCUAUGAUGACACCAAAAUCCCUCUAGUUAGAACUGAUCUGGAAAAGCUGGAAGGGAAGCCAUUACCUGUAUUUAACAAAGACGGAAAAUACAAGGCACUCAAGAUGGAAUUUUCCUUGCCUUCCUCCACGUAUGCUACAAUGGCCAUCAGAGAAGUACUGAAAAUGGACACCAGCAUUAAGAAUCAGACUCGGCUUAACACUGUGUGGCUGCGAUAGGCUUAUUCUGUGACCUCUCCCAUUGUAUAUCGGUAGCAUUUCAUGCUCCAUUAUUUUAAUAAAUACUUUAUUUUACCCCACAAAGGGGGGGAAAAAGUAUGAGCCAUUUUAACAUGGACAAUUUUACACUUCUGUUUAUUGAGUUAUUUGAAAUGUGUGUUUUUUUUUGUGUGUGUGUGUUUUUUGGUUUAUUUUCAAUGAGUUCUGUGAGCUGCAACUUCACUAUUGGCAAAUAAAUUUGAUUCUGCUUAAUCUUCAUGUUCUACCUAGUAAUAUAUCACUAGGUUAAAUUGGGAUUAAAUUGGUUUAGGGCAAAGGUUGGGUUGAUUUUUAUUAGAUUGGCUAAUUGAUUAGUUGGCCUUCCUUUUGCUAGUCCACCUCUCUUUGUAGAGUAUUGUGGUUUAAGAAGCAGCAUAGUGGAGUGGCAUUUUGCCUCUACCUGGCGCCAAAGUAAAAUUUGAUGACAGGUGUGUGUCUAUCAACUAGCUGAUGAGUUAUUUAGUACAUAAAAUCAUUUGUGUGAUAUGGUUAUAUUACCACAUUGGAGGUGUGUGAUUCCUACAUUAAACUUUCUAUAACUGGA
This is a messenger RNA of Rana temporaria (common frog), 2774 nucleotides long. RefSeq names its product pseudouridine synthase 7 (gene PUS7). NCBI's taxonomy places the organism in Eukaryota, Metazoa, Chordata, Amphibia, Anura, Ranidae. The transcript is spliced from 16 exons. Gene Ontology annotation, cellular component: nucleus. The record is from RefSeq and is a predicted model, not a curated record. Gene Ontology annotation, biological process: pseudouridine synthesis. Bases 236 to 2191 code for a protein of 651 amino acids. Gene Ontology annotation, molecular function: pseudouridine synthase activity; RNA binding.